This is a messenger RNA of Carcharodon carcharias (great white shark), 3665 nucleotides long. RefSeq names its product tetraspanin-18-like. The coding region runs from base 291 to 1025 and encodes 244 amino acids. The record is from RefSeq and is a predicted model, not a curated record. Gene Ontology annotation, cellular component: membrane. The transcript has 9 exons. Lineage: Eukaryota; Metazoa; Chordata; Chondrichthyes; Lamniformes; Lamnidae.
UAUUUCCCAGAUGCUGUUGGAGUCAGUUAUGGCACAGAUGAGCUCAAACACUGGUGGACUAUACAGACAAAUUGCGAGGUGCCAAAAGAAACUGGACAUACUGCAGGGGUCUGAGUUCAACAGGACCAACUGUGCAGGCGGCUGUUACAUUGACACCAUUGAUCACCUCUGCUCCCCUGGGAGCUUGUCGUACGCUGGUCACUAUUGAUAGGAACUGGAAAGUCAAAGAAACGCAUCGAACACCUUCAGACCAAAAGCUGUAUAAAACAAUUGAAACGACUGGAUUCCAAAUGGAAAAAUCUCGGACCUGUAUCAAGUACCUCAUGUUUCUGUCCAAUACUUUAAUUUUUGCAGGGGGUACUUGUCUGCUGGGAGUUGGCAUUUGGGUUACAACCAACCCCAAUGGCUUCAAGAACAUUGUGACUGCAAACCCGUUGAUCUAUACGGGGGCUUACAUCAUCCUGUCAGUCGGGGUAAUUCUCUUCUUCCUAGGGUUCUUAGGUUGCUGGGGAGCCAUCCGAGAGAGCAAACAACUGCUUAUGACUUUUUUGCUGUUGAUUCUAAUCAUUUUCAUCCUGGAGCUGGUUGCAGCUGUCCUUGCUCUGGUCUUCAGAAAACAGAUAAGAAAAGAUUAUUUCUUAAAGGAAUUGCAGAUGAAGUAUAAAGGAGACAAUUCUACAGAUGCAUUUUCAAAAACCUGGAAUGCCAUUAUGAUGGACUUUUCCUGCUGUGGUGUAAUUGGGCCUCGUGAUUUUGGACAGAAUUCCACCUUCCAUGAACUCUUUCCCAAUAUGUUGCUACCUGAAGCAUGUUGUAAGAAGAACAGCACAACUCUUGUCUUUAUAGACAAGAACAGAUGUUUACAGGGAAAUUCUGACUGCAUAAACAACAAGGGAUGUUUCUCAAUGAUUGCGGAGAAUUUUCGGAAUUAUGUCCAUUUGGUUGGAGCAUUCAGUAUAAUUGUGCUGUUAAUUGAGCUUGGUGCUAUGGCUUUCACUAUCUUUGUGUACCGGACUUAUAACUAGUAAUGACCAAUGUCAGGUGGAAGGAACAAUGCCUCAGUCACUAUUGAACAAAGAGAGAAAGAAACAGACAGCAGAAACAUAUGCUGCACAAUGACUGGCGGAUGUGCGUAGCCAGCAGUGGUUUACUGAGCCUGCGUUCAAAUAGCACAUGAAAUUGGGUUUGAAAAGGAAUGAAGCAAACAUUAACGAAGAAAAAGAAUAAUCCAAGCCUUUUUAUAUUCUGUCCACACAAUUAUAAUCUUUAUUUUAGUCAUGUUAAGAAUGCGCUACUUAACAUUUUAACAGUGUUACUGCCCAUUAUUAAAUGGCUGUGUAGUGAGUUACCAAUGUAAUGUUGAGCUAAUUAUAUUACAGUCUAAUAGAUAAGGAUUGUAAUAUGAAUAUUCGUAUUUCUUCUUAUUGAAUAUUUGUAAUAUCUCAGUUGUAUUUUUGACCUUAAAGCUGAAAGUCUAUUGUGUACAUCUUUUUAUAGCUGCCCUUUUAAUUUAUUAUUCCCUUUCACUUUGCAACUUAUUACCCUCCCCCAACCACCCCCCUCGCCCCCGCUCUCUCCCUCUCCCCAAACAGAUGACCAGCUCCCCAACCUUGUGCUUUUAAAGUGGUUGUGAAAAAGGCAGGAGUUACAUGGGUCGCCUUGUACACUUCAGUUCCCAGACAACAGUACCCACACCCUUCCUCCACCUCCCAUUGGGAAAUCAGCUUGGCGACUUCCUCACGUAAACUUGCCUGCUGGGAAAAGAAACUUGCUAAAAGUCCUGUGCUCCAUCCCUCUGCAGGGCAGUGCAUUAUCAUGGCAGUAACAAACAGCAACAACCCUUGUAUGUAUGUUUCUUGCUGACACUGUGGAAACUGUGUGUUUUCCAUUGAGAUUUAUUUUUCAGUGUUAAUGGAGGGUGAUAUUCUAUUAUUUAGUCGUGCACUGGUUCUUUCUGUUGUAUUGGUUUGCACACACAUGAAACUAUAACUUUUGUGCAGAGUAUAUAAAAGCAGCAGCAGAGGGCAACAUAUUUUUAAAUACAUUUUGAUACUAUUUAUUAUGCAAUGUUCCCAAGGCUGGAAAGCCCUCUAAAUAUUGAACACUUUGAAAAAUAUCUAAAAUAUCUGGGCCAUAACGAGUUAAGGAUUUCACUGCUUACUGUCGUCAACAUCAGGAGGGGGUUUGUGAAAUUUUUCUUAUUAUUAUUUCUAGUGAAGUCAUCAACGUUCUUUUAGAAUUCUUACCCCAGUAUUUUCUUAUGACCUACACACCAGAGCGAGGAGACUUGGGUAUCUGAUACCAAGAUUAUCAACUGGACUUUCACAAACUUACAGAACAUGCUACAAUGCAUUUUUUCUCAUAUAGCAACUUGCCUAUCACUGAUUUGCCCUAUAAUGUCUUGAUUCUGACUUACUGCCCUUUUUAAAUAUUGACAUGACCCCAGUCUAUUGGAACUAUUGGAGGUGUUAAAUAAAUAAACCAAUACACAUAUAAUACAAACCCCAAAUUUUCAAGCACAUUAGAGUGAAUACCAUUGGGGUCAGCAGCCUGGGUUGUUUCAGAACUAUUUCUACACUCACUUCCACGUUUUAUAUUUUAGCAACAUCUCUACGUAACAGCACUGGCUCAGCACCAUCUUCAAUAGUGGAGACUAAUGCAAAGCAACAAUUUAUAAACUCAGCCAUAUCUUGGGACUCAAACCAAACUGAUCCUGCAGAAUCCUGUAGUGGCCCUUUGCCUUGCUAUUAAAGCAACAGUUAGUCACAACCUUCAUUUCCAUUGAUCUAAUGGCAAUUUGACAACAAAUUUUGGUGCCCUCAACUGAGCCAGAAUGACAUCUCAUUCAUUUGGCAGUUGUUUACCUAGCACCUGUUAAAAUAUUUCUGCUGCAAUUUGAUUAGUUCUUAACAUUACUAUUUAGCCACUUUGACUUUGCCUUGCCCUCCUUUAUUUUUAUCUGUGAUGUGAUUAUUUCUAUAAAAUUCUCCAGAUUACCUUACUCGUGGUAUAACUCCCAAAAACCACAAACUAACUUGUGGCAGUAGGAUAAGGGGAUAUAGGUUGGAACCAGGAAAAGGCAGAUUUCAGACUGCUACCUGGAAGUAUUUGACAAGAAGAGUAAUCAAUCUAUUUUGAAUGAACAGUAACAUAAAAGAAUCAGCUCGCUCUAAGAUUUAACAUGCUGGUGGCUUCUGCAAUGAUACAUAAGAGGAACCACUAGCUGAAUUCAUAUAAAUCAUGUGCCUGCCUAAUUUGACACAUUACUUGUAAACAUUAGGUUCUUGUUUAGUAUUUGGCAAAAAUAGAAGCAAAAUCAUUCACUUCAAAUACAAACAUCCUGCGUGAUUUAUUCAAAUAUGUUUCUGAUCAACAACUUCUUUUAAUAUCAGUUAUUCAAUUCAUUAAGUUUUUGUUAUUGGUUUGAAUGUAUUUACGGGCCUGUCGUUUUUAAUCGGUGGGUCUGGAAUCUUAAGAAAAGAAUUGAACCAUUACAUAAGGAAAUAACUUAAAUCACCAUUUCACACUGCAAUUGCAAGCUAUUAUACUUUACUAUCCAGAUGCUAACUAAGGUUACCAACAAUUGUAAAAAUAAAUUACUGCUGAAAUUCACUGGUUGUAUUACUAUUCAAUAAAUCUGGCGAACAGAUAAAGUUUAAGUAAAA